AUGAAGUGUGGGAAGGCGCCGGGCCCAGACGACAUCUGCGCCGAGCACCUGCGCCACCUGGGCCCGGGUGCCAAGACCACUUUCCUCCGACUGCUGAACCUGUCCUGGUCCACAGGCCAGGUACCGUCUGCGUGGCGCCGGGCGACCAUCAUCCCAGUUCCCAAAGCUGGGAAGGACCCAAAGAUGAUCGCCAGCCAUAGGCCGAUUGCGCUCACUAGCCACCUGGCGAAGCUGGCCGAGCGCCUAAUCGCCGCCCGCCUCAACCAUCUGGUAGAGCGCGAUGGACUCGUGCCGCCCGAACAGGUCGGCUUCCGACGAGGCAGAUCGGCUGAAGAGAACCUGGCAAGACUGGUGCAGCGGGUCCAAGAUGGCUGGAACAAGCCGAAACCGAGAGGACGACCGGAAGAGGGCAAGACCGCGGAAAAGUUUGUACUCCUCGCCUUCGACUUCUCACGGGCGUAUGAUGUCAUCGAUCACAAGAUGCUCCGCCUCAAGCUCCUCCGCCUGGGGGUGCCCAAGUGCAUGUCCGCAUGGAUAUGGGCGUUCCUCCGGGACAGGAGAGCUGCGGUCGAGGUCAACGGCGCCCGAGGAGGCGAGCGCCCGUUCCGGGCCGGACUCCCGCAAGGCAGUGUUCUGGCCCCAACGCUUUACACGCUGUGGUCGGCCGACCUGAUCACGGCGCUCAAGACCGUGCCAGGCACAGACAUCUUCAUGUAUGCCGACGACACGGCGACGCUCAGCAGCGGCGCCUCCAUCGAAGAGGCCGGCCGCCGAGCCCAGCGAGCUGCGGACAUCAUCGCCAGCUGGGCAUCAAGAUGGAAGAUGCGGGUCGCCGGCGAGAAAACACAGGCCCUCGUCCUAUCCCAAUGGGCCCGCGACGCGUCGAGCUUGAGCAUCAAGGUGUCUGGCGCCGUGGUGACUGCCGGCCCCUCCCUCAGACUCCUGGGCGUGACCUUUGACCGCCUCCUUCACUUCGGCGCCCACUGUGCCGAGCUGCGCAAGAAGGUCCGCCCCCGUGUCGCCCAGCUGCGACGCAUGACCGGGAGGAGCUGGGGACUGGGCGAACGCCAAUUGAGGUCGGUGGCCAACGGGUACAUCAGGGGGGCCUUAGAGUACGCGGCGGGGGCGUGGAUGCCUGCGGCCUCCGCUUCACACCUGGAGCUGGUCGACAGGGAGCUGCGGGCGGCGGCCCGGGUGAUAACCGGCUGCCCCGCCUCAACACCCGCCUUCGCCCUGCUGUCGGAGGCGGGCAUGCCCGCCGCAUGCACGCGCCGCUCGGUGGUGGCAGCCAGGCUACUGGGCCUGGCGAUGUCCCUGCCAGAGGGCGACCCUCUCCGAGCCCUGGCGGAGUCGACCCCGCCGCGCCGCCUCAAGACGACGACCGGAUGGAGGGACCGCGGUCGCGAGGCCCUAGCACGGGUCUGCCGCGGCGGCGCGCCGCUGACCUUUGAAGCGCGGCUAGCAACCGCCGGGCCGCCGUGGCGCGAUGUCCCCGGUGUGACCAUCGUCCUGGAGGUGGGUCCCGGGGGACGCCGCGACUGCCACCCGGACACAAGACGAGAGGCAGCGGAGAGCCGUCUGGCGGAGCUUCCGGCCGAGGCGACCUGGAUAUGGUCAGACGGCUCCGCCGCGGAUGGGGUGCUGAAUGGAGGAGGAGGAGCCACCAUCAUUUCCCCGAACGGCGACAUCAGGGAGGUGCGUGUCGCGGCAGGCGCCCUCUGCUCCAGCACCCGCGCGGAGCUAUUCGCCCUGAGAGCGGCGCUGGAGGAGCUCCUGAACAUGGAUGGCCGUGACACCUCCCUUCCGACUGUCGUCUGUACCGACUCGAUGGCGGCGCUGGCCCUCCUGCGGAGCGGCCCGGCGACCCAGAGGACUCCGCUGGCCGCAGAUAUAUGGAGGCUGCUGGCCGCGCUCACCGAGGGGGGCCAACCAGUAACCAUGCAGUGGGUCCCUGCACACUGCGGGCUCCCCGGUAAUGAGCGAGCGGACGCCCUCGCCCGAGAGGCCAGCGCCCUACCCCAACAUGACACUCCGAUCGACGGUGGCACGAUAUGCAAGGCCGUUGCACGAGACGCUGCGCGCGCCUGGCAGCGGAGCUGGCCGGACGGCUGGUACCGGGCGAUAUGGGCCGACCGCCGUCCCGGCCCCGUCCUGGAGGCCGACCGUGCCGUCGCGGUUGAUAUUCACCAGCUCCGAGCAGGACACUGGAGCGGCUCGGCGCAGUACCUGCACCGCAUCGGCCGCCGUCCCGAGGCCGACUGCCCGCAGUGCAAUGACAUGGGCUGCCCUGCUGCACGAUGCCGCGUCUGCCGCGAGGAGGCGGACACUCCACGACACGUCCUGCUCCGAUGCCCGGCGCUGGCGGGACGCCGCCUGCGGCGCCUGGGUAAUAUUCACCUGGAAGCGUCUAUGGCAAGGGACGACGGCGCGGUGGCGGCCUUGGCCGCCGGCUACCGCGCCCAAUUGAGCCUCAUCGGCUACGCCCCCUAG
Messenger RNA from Amphibalanus amphitrite, 2490 nucleotides. RefSeq lists its product as uncharacterized. Gene Ontology annotation, molecular function: nucleic acid binding; RNA-DNA hybrid ribonuclease activity. The record is from RefSeq and is a predicted model, not a curated record. Bases 1 to 2490 code for a protein of 829 amino acids. The transcript has a single exon. Lineage: Eukaryota; Metazoa; Arthropoda; Thecostraca; Balanomorpha; Balanidae.